This is a messenger RNA of Arachis stenosperma, 592 nucleotides long. Its product is annotated as glutaredoxin-C9. Bases 63 to 455 code for a protein of 130 amino acids. NCBI's taxonomy places the organism in Eukaryota, Viridiplantae, Streptophyta, Magnoliopsida, Fabales, Fabaceae. The transcript has a single exon. The record is from RefSeq and is a predicted model, not a curated record.
CUCUACCCUCCAUUGCAACCCCCUUCUCCUUCGCUUCCUUCACGAACCUCCUUCUCUCUACGAUGCACCAAGCAAUCCCUUAUAGAACCUGGAUCCAUGCGAACACACGUGACUCACGUGACCUUCCCCUCGCAGUGCGGGGGGCAGGUGUGGAUUCUGCCAGCGUGGCAAAGUUAGUUUCGGAGAACGCAGUGAUAGUGAUUGGGAGACGUGGAUGCUGCAUGUGCCACGUCAUCAAGAGGUUGUUACAAGGCCUUGGAGUCAACCCUCCAGUCUACGAGGUGGACGAGCACCACGAGGCCGCCGUCGCCGCACACCUGGGCGCUGCGACGGUGCAGUUCCCGGCGGUGUUCGUAGGAGGGAAGUUGUUUGGAGGGUUGGAAAGAGUGAUGGCGACUCAUAUCUCAGGUGAAUUGGUUCCAAUCCUAAAGGACGCUGGCGCUUUGUGGCUUUGACUACCUAAUUCCUCUUUCUUUUCCUAUAAUUACUACUACUUUUCUUCUUAUCAAGAGAGGAAUUAAGUUAAUUGUACCAAAAUUUUGUUAAUUAGUUCUUCUCACUCUUAUUAUAAUUACCUCUUUUCUUUCUUUUA